Molecule: messenger RNA, 1232 nt
Organism: Gordionus sp. m RMFG-2023
Lineage: Eukaryota; Metazoa; Nematomorpha; Gordioida; Chordodea; Parachordodidae
Product: insulin-like growth factor-binding protein-related protein 1
Exons: 5
Coding region: 70-1044 (324 amino acids)
Biological process (GO): regulation of signal transduction; regulation of cell growth
Cellular component (GO): extracellular region
Molecular function (GO): insulin-like growth factor binding
Source: RefSeq, a predicted model, not a curated record
UUAAAACUAAAUUUAGGUUUUUUUUUAAAAAAAAGAAGUAUAUUUGAAAUUUUUUAAAAGAAAAUUUUGAUGCUACGCUAUCCCAAUUCGCUGCUCUGUUUAGUUUGCUUGGCCUUCGGCGUGGCGCUCUCACAGGAUUCGUCCUACGAUUUCGAUCCCAAUCCCAACGUCGAAUACCCACCGCUACCACCCGAUUUCCUGUCUUCCUUCUCCUCCUCCAACCAACGUAACCAAGAAAGCCAUCCCAAGGAACUGGUCGGCGAUGAGGACGUAUGCGGCCAUUGCUUUUUCGACAGAUGCCCCAGACCCGAAAAGUGCGAGGCGGGAAUCACUCGGGAUCAUUGCGGCUGCUGCUUCGUGUGCGCCCAAAAGGAAGGGCAGAUGUGCGAGGGGCCAUCGCACCCCUACCCCGAUCAUCAUAAUAUUCUCGGCAGGAAGAAGCAUCUCGGUACGUGCGGCGAAGAUUUGGAUUGCGUUUUGAGAGAAGACGUAGUGCCCGAUUUCGCGAACCCCUUACUGCGAGAAGGUCGGGCAGUGCUCGGAGAGCCUCAAUAUCUUUGCAAAUGCCGCCACACGGAAACGCUCUGCGGAUCGAACGAAAAGACCUACGACAAUCUGUGCAAACUCAUGGAGGACGCCUACAGAGAUCACGAAAAGAUCAAGGUUUCUUUCAGGGGACCAUGCCAGAGCGCUCCAUGGAUACACACAGGGCCGGAGAAUGUUUACAAUGAAACGGGUUCUCAGGUGGCGCUGAUUUGCGAAGUGAAGGGCUAUCCCAUACCGGUUGUCGAGUGGAAUUUCCAUGGAUCAAACGGAUUGAUCGUAUCCUUACCUAGCGAUGAUAACCAUGUAGCGGUGUUGGCUAGAGGCGGCCCAGAAAAGUACCAAGUAACUUCCUGGUUGCAGAUUCAGGGCCUAGUGGAAUCUGACGAUGGCGAGUACACCUGUUUUGGGAUCAAUAAAUAUGGGCAAGCUAAUAGCACGGCUCGACUUCAAGUCUUUCAAAGAGGUGAUCCGCGUUAUAAAAGAUUCGCUGAACUAUGAUAGCGGGGAGCGAAUUAUUUUAAAAAAUAUCUAAAGUUAUUAUAGUGUCAUAAUUUUUAAAAUAAAAUAAAUUAAGUUUUUUUGCAUUUAUCAAAUUAUAUUACCAUAAUAUAUAUUAUUAUUUUAUUUUAUAAACAUGAAUUAUACAUAUAUAUAAUAUAAUUUGAGCUUUUUUCAUUAAAAUAUCA